This is a messenger RNA of Effrenium voratum, 981 nucleotides long. The record is from the annotation of a GenBank genome assembly. Lineage: Eukaryota; Dinophyceae; Suessiales; Symbiodiniaceae.
AUGCCGUGGGCGGACAAGAAGAGCGGCGACAAGAAGAAGCGCGACAAGGACACCGACAAGGCGCCCGCCAAGGUCUUGGCCUGCAAGGAGUGGCACUUGCCGCUCAAGGCCCUCCUGCGCGCCUACCCGGACGAAGCGGGCUGCGUCUUGAAGGUCGGCGGCGGCAGCGUCCGAGAGGCGCUGGCUCCGAAGAACCUCCGCAAGAAGCUCAACGCCGAGAAGUCCGAGCUCAUCAACCGGCCCGCCAUGGGCCUCAACCUUGCGGCCGCGGCCCUCGAGGCCGGCAUGGAGGCGGCCGCUGCGGAGGACCUCUUCGGCGACUUGGGCCUGCCGACGCUCCUCGAGAAGCUGGGCGGCGCGGAGGGAAAGAAGGCGUUGCAGCUGACCCAGAAGGGGGCGAGCGCGGACAAGGACAAGGCGAUCGCGAAGCUGGCAGACGGGGCCUCGCGGCUCCUGGCCGCGGCCGUUGCAGCCGCCGAGAUGCGGGCCGCGCUCUCGGACCUCAAGGGCUGGGCGCAGAACGUCCCGCGGCCCGACCAGCAGGCGCCGAAAAUCCAAGCCUGGACGGCAAAGCCGUCGGACGAGCGGCUGCUCGUCCAAGGGAUGGCGAGUGCGCUCUGCAGCCGCUUCUACUGGGGCGGCGACCGGCGGACGAGGAGGCAGGAGAACGCCGCGGAGGCCGCCCAAGCCGCGGAGGACGCGCUCCUGGCCGAGCUGGAAGAGGCGGCGCCGGAUGCCGCCUUGGUCAGCUGGCGCGAGAGCGACGAAACCCUGGGCCUGCUCAAGGCAUUGUUUGCCUUGGUUCCGGAGGAGGUGCGGACCGCCCACGGCCUGCAGAAGCUCCAGACGGCAGUGGAGGCCAUGAGCAAGGCGCCGGCCCGGGGGCCCUUGAACAAGAUCGCGGGCCGGGUGAGAGAGGUGUCCGAGGCGGCGGAGGCGCUGCGCGCGGCCCACGCCCCGGAGAGCAAGCCAGCGGAGUGA